GGAGAUGUUUCCCUUCAAAGUACGUUAUUUUGGUUAGUUUGUUUACAAAGUUUUAAAAAUGUACAUAGUGCAGUGUGAUUUAUCGGUGAAAGGCCAGGAACGUUUGACUGCGGAUUAGGAAUGUUUGUGCAACGUUUACAUCGAUAAGGUUUACAUUUUUCUCUCAGUAUUAAAUGAUUAAAGUAGUAAACCUAAAACUGUCGUUUACUUUGCUUGCUUCUUUUAAACAUAUGGAGGGAUGUGGACGUGUAAAUACCCUGUAAAUAUUUUUAUAUCUCUACGAACUUUACAAUAGUCGAAUUUGAUUUGCUUUUGGUGGAAGGAAAUUCAAAUGGAUGAUGAGCGAUUCUGAUGAUACCGAUGUUUUACUCCUAAUUCCACCUGAUUUGUUCCUUGUACCACCAUCGUCAGAGUCUGACACUAGUUCUGAUUGUGGGAAAGCAAACUAUAGCAAUGGAAGAACUGGAGUAAUAUCGGAGCUAGUGGAACAUAUGCAAUCGUUAGAAAGCAGAAUCACUGCUAUCGAAUUUAAAGAUAAUAGCUUAGAUGGUACGGUGUUAAAUCAUUCAUGGGAUUCACAAAUUCAAAAUAACCCAAGUGUCAAGUUUAGACAGACAUUACCUAGAACUAGCUUCUACGUAAGUCAGAGCUCUAGUUUACAAAAUACACCUGUAAAGCCUCGAAAAUCCUUGUCUGUUCCAACAACUCCUAAUGGUUACUCAUUGUCAAACCGUACUAAUUUUAGUCAGAAUGACAUGAGAUUGGGAAAUCAUCUUUCUGUGGCUACUGGUACUAAUGCAACUAACAAUCAUGAUAAGGAUAGGCAUGAUUGUCUAGCAUCCCAUUCUGAUUUCUCCAUGGUAUUCCCUUCUGCUUCUCGCAGUGUGGGUUUCCCGCAUGCCACUGUUACUUCUUUCAAAGGGGAACUUUGCUCUUAUCCGCUCGGUCAUUGUAAAAGUACAAGUAAUAUGUAUGUUAAACCUUCUUCCAAUCAAUUACGCUCAAUGCCGUCUACCUCGACUUUAUUUAGUGCAACAGGACAACCAAAUUCAUGCUCUAAAACUAGUAUACAAGACAUGGAGCUGUCAGAAGUUGACGAACUACUCCAAGAAAUGGAGGCUACAGAAUUAGAACUAUCGAAACGAAUAAAUAGAGUUUCGCAGCAUCAGUGUCAUAGAGAACAGAACGACGUAUUAAUACCUAAUCAUGGCAAUGAUGCUUUUACAAGCAAAGGUCACAAUGAUACGCGUAAGAGUACUCUUAAUAGAAAAUUAGAGUUCGAGUUACAAGACUCUAAUCAAUAUCGCGAUGUUCGACCAAUUGUAUCGAAAAAAGUCUGUUCGGAUGGUUUUCCUGAUAUAUCUCUACCGUACAAUAAUUCAUUCAACUUUGACGAAACUGACAGAGUAAUCUCCGAAUUUAAAACAUGGGGGCAAAAUCUACCAAAACCAGCAUCAAGGAUCGAGGAAGUAGAAGGCCCGAGCACGCUAAAAAAUACAAAUAAUAUUGAUAAAUUGGGUGUAAAAGCAAACGAUAUGAAAAUUAAAGAAUCAAUCACCGAACAAACUCCCGCGUGUACGGAUGAUGCAAAUAGCGUAAGUGCAAUUGGCGCAUAUAACGUACAACCGCAUCCUGUGCAUAAAAAUGUAGAAUCCUCCUUGCUUAACGAAUUAACGCAGUAUAAUAGUAUUCAACAAAACAAUAACGUGCAACAUAUGAAUCAAAUGCACAAUGCAUCAUCUACUGCGGGCACUGUUCAUGCUUCAACGAAUACAGAUUUUUUUCCAAGAAAAUCCCAACGACUAUUGUCAUUGUCAGAUUUUUGGGAUACCAAUAGCAAUAAAUCUCAAGACGAAAUGCGCAGAAUUAAAUUGGAAGAAGAAAAAUUUCGUCGAGAGCAUUGCGAACACUUGAUUCAAGAGCUCCAGAAACGGUUGUUAGAACAACAAGAAAAAGUUGCGGUAGCCCUUAGAGUAGAUAAUGAAAAAAAUGAAUUGAUAACGCAGUUCCAUAAUGCAUGGACUAAAUUGAAACAACGCGUACACGUUUUAGAAAACGAGUACAAUGCUUUACAGACAAACGCGAAAAAUGUGACUGAAAAACAUCAGUUGGAAGUUUCAGAAUUUCAGUCACAAAUAAAACGUUGCGAAGGAGAAUUAUCAAAAGCUUUAGAUCUUGCAGCUGGAUAUAAAGAGAAAAGCGAUGCAGUAAUGAAAGAAAAGAUAGAGUUAUUGAAAAAUCACGCUGAUGAAUUAGAGAAUUAUAAGUCGUUCGUAUUAGAAGCGGAAAAUAGGUGCGAGCAAAUAAAAUUAGACUAUAAUAAAAUAUUAGAGAAGAAUAAACAAACUGAAGACGCAUUGAGAAGUCUUCAACAAGAAUUAAGUAAAGAGCGAUUGAAAGGCGUCGAGGUUAGAAAUGAAAUGAAUGUUAUUCAUAAAGCGUUAGAUACUUGCGAAGCCGAAUUAACCGUAUUAAGGCAGGAGAAAGAAAAUUUACAGUUGAAAUUAAACGAAGAGAUGAAUAGGAAUACAAUUUUACAGCAGAAGAAUGCUACACUUCUUUCGUCGAUUGAUGAUGCCAAGGAGGCAGAGAAAGUAGCCAAAGAUGAAACGAAAUCUUUAGCAGAAGAGAAAGAAAAAAUUAGAUCAGAGUUACAAGAUGUUUAUCAGAAACAAGUCGACGAAGUAGUAAAAGUCAAAUUACAAGAAUUUCAGACUCAACUAGACGUUGCCGAGACUGAAUUUCUUGAAGAAUUAAAAACCAGGCAACAAGUUAUUGCCGAAUGCGCAGCAAGGAAAAUUAAAGAUAUUAUAGAUAAACAUCGAUUAGAAAUAAAUUUACUAGAAGAGAAACACAAAGAGGAGAAGCGACUAUGCGAACUUCAAUUAGCGCAAGCUCUCCAAAAAUCGUCAAUUUUAGAAUCGGAACUCCAUUCCCAACGCGCUACUAAAUCUCAACUUGCCGAACAGCUUCACUCCGUAAUGCAAAAGCAAUGGCAGCAAGCCUUGCAAAUUAUCUCAGGUGGAAAUUUAGAGGACUUAACACCCCUUCAAAAAAUUCACGCCGAGAAAUUAUUCAGAGGUGCGAGAAAAUCCGAGUCGAUGCCAAAUUGUUUCACGCAGGGUUUCCAAGAACCAAGAAGAAUAACGAUCCAAUCGUCGGAUGCGAAAAAUUUCCGCGAUCAUGUCGAAAACAUAAGCGCUAUCACGCCUAUCGACGACACUCCUGUUACGAGUAGAAAAGAGGCGAAGGAUGAUCUUCGUAAAUACGUGAAAAUGAUUGCCGAAAUGCAACAGUCGAGGGACGAAUUUCUUAAAAUUCGUGAAAACAUUCCUAGCCCGCCCUUAGUGUGCAGAGAAGUGCCGCGGAAGCAUUAUAUGAAAAAAGAGCUAAGCAUAAAGGACGAAGACAGUAUUAUAUGGCAACCGGCUCCAUCAGAUACUACGCCCGAUACUAGCGAAUUCAUUCCAAUUUCACAAAAAGUUUGUACAAAGGGGGAUCAACAAAAGAACAAACCACCGUGGAAAUGACAUACCGUUUGUGAUUUUGUAAACGUUGAUUACGGUGUCGACGAAGUGGAUUAUAUCGAUGUAUUGCAUUUAAUUAGCCGUAAUUAAGAUAUCUACAAUAUAUAUUUUUUACUCGAAUAAAAUUUUAUACGUAAACAAAA
Messenger RNA from Hylaeus volcanicus, 3670 nucleotides. RefSeq names its product rac guanine nucleotide exchange factor JJ-like (gene Cnb). Gene Ontology annotation, biological process: mitotic cytokinetic process; centrosome separation; centriole replication. Lineage: Eukaryota; Metazoa; Arthropoda; Insecta; Hymenoptera; Colletidae. The record is from RefSeq and is a predicted model, not a curated record. The transcript has 8 exons. Bases 336 to 3530 code for a protein of 1064 amino acids. Gene Ontology annotation, cellular component: centriole; centrosome.